This is a messenger RNA of Labrus bergylta (ballan wrasse), 1248 nucleotides long. RefSeq names its product plac8 onzin related protein 1 (gene ponzr1). The record is from RefSeq and is a predicted model, not a curated record. Lineage: Eukaryota; Metazoa; Chordata; Actinopteri; Labriformes; Labridae.
AGGCUUUACUGAGAAAGAAAACUUAACCUUUCCUCCUCCCUCCUCAAACGAGCAUCCAGUGCUGCACUAACCUGAAAUCUUUUUCAGAGCUCACGAAACCAGAGAAAAGACAUGGCCGUCUACCAGCAGCCGACCCAGGUCGUGGUCCAGACCACCACAACCCAUGGUCCGGGGACAUGGAGCACCGGAAUCUGUGAUUGCUGUAGUGAUAUGGGCACCUGUUGCUGCGGCCUUUGGUGCUUCCCCUGCAUGCAGUGUCAGACAGCCGCUGACCAUGGCUGGUGCUGCUGCAUGCCGCUCCUGGACGUCUGCUGUGUGGUGUCCUGCCUCCUCCGUUCCUCCAUCAGAGAGCGUCACAGCAUCCAUGGCUCAUGCUGUGGCGACUUCUGCAGUCUUCUUUGGUGUUACACGUGUGUCUGGUGCCAGAUGAACCGUGAGCUGAAGAUCAGGAGGGGCCACCAGGGCAGCACUUCUGUGGUCACCACACAGGUCGUCAGAGGAUAAGAUGUUAGCUGAGGGCAUAAGGCUUGUUUCCCAUAUUAUGUGGUGCUGCCUAGUUAUUUCUGUUACUGUUCCAGUGACCAAUACAUACAAAAAAGUCAGUUCUGUUUGUUCUGUAAUCAGUAUUAAAUGAAAGAAAAUAGAUGAACACUCAACAUUUAGCCUAUAAUGAUUUUUGUUCAUACUUUUGUUCAACAAUAUCCCACGCACACAAACAUUUAGCAGUUCAUAAGGUGCAUAUACAUCUACGUUAAUGGUCCUCUGCCUUUUCAAUGAUUAGAACAGAUGCUUUUCCUCUUUCUGUUCAAAGCUUAAGAGUUGCUUUUAAUACCAUCUUUUCUAAGUUGAAUGUUAGCAUGUUACUAUGUUGGAUUACAUGACGUUAGCUCAUUUUCUUGUCAGACCCUUGAUUCACUCUGACCAGUUUACCAAAGAAGAUCCUCUCACAAUCUGAUUCCAUAUGAGUGAAGUUUAACUGUUUUUUUAUAGAUACAUACAGUGUUUUGAUAUUUGUAAAGACACAUCAUCUGUAUCAAAUGUGCUUGAAGCAUGCUUCAAUGAUUGUAAAUGAUGAAGCAGUGAAGAUCUACACCUGAUUGAAGAGGGCGUUCUUUGAGGCUGUGUGACACAAUCCACAUUUUGCAUGCCGGGACGAGAGUUAAAAGAUUAGUAAUGGCUUCAUAAUUUGUUUGAAUUUCGUUUUUGAAUAAAUGAUUACAGCACUGCUUGUGAUGUUAUCAAAGUUUA